UUAUAUAAUAUUUUAGUAACUAAGUAACAGCAUAAAUUUGACCCGAUACUGUAGAUCCCUGAAUUAUACAAUACAUUUGUAUUUAUUCAACAUUAAUAACAAGUCUUCUCAGUAUAUAUAAAGAAUCUAUUUAAAGUUGAUAACCAGUCAAGCCACCAAAGCCCAAGCCCCUUUGCGACACCUUAAAUAAAUGUUGAGGAAAACCUUUUUUAAUCCCUGUACACACCUGAUACCUCUUUCGACAGCAAAUGUAAUGAAAAAUUUGAUUAAGCUAUAGAUUUGCCUUUAGCUUGACAUUACUUUCUUUAUAUAUAUUUUUUAAUAUAUUUUAAACAAACUGCCAAUAUGAGGACAUGAUCGCUAACAUUGUGUGUUCCAGCAAUUUGUAACUAUUUGCUACAUUUUAUCUCCCUGAUUACGCCACCCAGUGGACUAAUGUGGAUCCAUUGCCAUCAGGUCUGGCCUUUUCCCUUUUUCAAAAAGUAACAAUUAUAGAUGGUUUGCUUACUUCAAAUUUAAAACAGGGACUCCUGUGGAACUACCAUAGAAUAGCAUUAUGGUUGUGAAGAGAAAUAUAAUAUUGUUCUCAUGACCUUGAAAAUAGUUUAAGAAUUCAAGCUUUCUGUGGCCUCUUGCAUUUCCACAAUAAACUUGUGUUGCAAUGCCUGCAAAGGGCUUAAGUGGCAGAAUGUUUUGAUGUAGGAGAACUUAGCCACUUUGUGCCACUUACAUUAAAAUACACAAUAUGUAUGGGUCACAAAGUAGGAGGUUAAUUCUAGUUUGGCCCAAGAAGUGUUACUAAUUGCACGAAGUUGAAAAUAAGAGAGCAACAUUCACAGUCAUCAAUUAAAAUAUUUGCGAGCUACAAAGCUGUUGUCAUUUAUUUUUCAGUUCCCUUUAUUAAUGUGCUAUAUAGGACCGUUUUAUCUAUAUCAUAUUAGUGUCUACAUUAGUCUUUAAAUAAAUAACAAUUGAUGUAUCAUUUAUUGAGGUAAAAAUAAUCACUACAGUGAAUAUGUAGGCUGUAGCUUUAAGAAUGUAUCCUCCCCCCUCUUUCUGUCCGUCAUUAUUUAUCUCGCCUGGGUGCUAAAGCGUCGCUGAUCCCAUUUCAGUACCAGCAGCCAUGGCCGAAAUUAAGACGGGAAUUUUUGCAAAAAACGUCCAAAAACGGCUAAGUCGGGCACAGGAAAAGGUGCUGCAGAAAUUGGGUAAAGCGGACGAGACAAAGGAUGAACAGUUUGAACAAUGUGUCCAGAACUUCAAGAGACAGGAGUCAGAGGGCUCCCGACUGCAGAGGGAAAUGAGGGCGUACUUGACAGCUGUGAAAGCAAUGCAACAGGCUUCAAUAAACUUGACAGAGUCACUACACGAAGUCUACGAGCCAGAUUGGCAUGGGAAGGAUGAUGUCAUGACCAUCGGGAAGGACUGUGAUGCCUUGUGGGAGGACUUUCAUCAAAAGCUAGUGGACUCGACAAUUAUCACAUUGGACAACUACCUCCAACAGUUCCCUGAUCUUAAGAUCCGUGUUGCAAAAAGAAGCAGAAAGCUGAUUGACUUUGACAGUGCACGGCACCAUCUAGAGACCCUUCAGGCAUCAACCAUGAGAAAUGACCGGAAGAUCGUGAAGGCAGAAGAUGAGUUGAAAAAGGCCCAGAAGGUGUUUGAUGAGCUAAAUGUCGGUUUACAGGACGAGCUGCCCACUCUUUGGGACAGCCGAGUUGGAUUCUAUGUGAACACGUUCAAGAGUGUGACACACAUUGAAGCCAAAUUCCAUCGGGAAAUCUCCUUACUCUGCAAACAGCUGUAUGAAGUGAUGACCAAACUUGGAGAGCAGCAUUCUGACAAAAUGUUCACCAUUCAGGGAGCUCCAAGUGAUUCGGGACCUUUGCGUCUUGCAAGGACUCCAUCACCCCCAAGUGAUGAUAGUCCACCUGACAGCCCAGUAGCAAGUCCGAACCACUCUCUAAGGCCUGUUUCUCCUGGUCCACCAAGGCCCAAAUCACCAUCACAGCUGAGAAAGGGGCCACCGGUACCCCCACCACCUAAGGCCACGCCCACCAAGGAGCUGCACCAGGAGCAGAUCAUCAACCUGUUUGGUGACGAAUUCCUACCACCGCCUGCAAUGUCGCCAUCACUGCCCAACGAGAGACCAGGUGAAUCUCUCAUGGAUAUGGACUUUGAUCCCUUCACCCCAAACACUCCGAUGGGGCAGCCUGUGUCACCAGCGGGACAGGCAUUACCCUGGGACAUGUGGACGGCAAAUGUUGAACCUGCACAGCCUGGUGGAGACUCUGGCUUUGUUGCAGACUGGGCCGCUGACUUUGGCCCCACUCCAGAGAACGGAGACUCUGUUCCUGCUGCUGCUGAAGCUGCAGCCUGCGAAGCUCCUACUGCAGGGCAAGAAGAGGCCCAGGAUGGGGCCCAGAGCUGGCACCAGGCAGACGGCUGGGGCGGGGACACAGGGGAGACAGCAGUAGCAGCACAGCCACAGGAGAGCGAGGCAGCAUCUGGAGAUGAGGUGACCAACAAUGCAUUUAAUGGAUUUUCACAGGAUUCCAGUGCUCCAGCAUUCUUUGCUGAUUUUGAUAGAAUGAAUGAGUCCACUGGUGUCCCUGCCACCGCUGCCACUGAGGCUGAUGUGGACACUAAAACAGCUGUGGCCACUGAGGCUGCAGAGGGUGCAGCUGCCUGCGAGGCAGAGGCAGGGCCUGAGGCAGUCACAGAGGCAGUCCCUGAGGCAGUCACAGAGGCAGCCCCAGAGGCAGCCCCAGAGGCAGUCCCAGAGGCAGUCCCAGAGGCAGUCCCAGAGGCAAGGCCUGAGGCAGACCCAGAGGCAAGGCCUGAGGCAGCCCCAGAGGCAGGGCCUGAGGCAGCUGAGGGCCAGGAGCCUGCUGCCUCUACUGAGGAAACCAAGAGUUCCACCGCCCCUAAAGAGAAGACGCCUGCUUCCUCUGUUGAGUCUCCUGAUGAGCCUGCCGCCACUGAGGGGGCUGAACCAGCCGAGGUCCUCCCUGCUGAAGAGGCUGAAACACCACCCCCUAUUGAGGAAGUACCGCUGGAAUGUGUGGCCAACCCGGAGGAAGGGAAGGAGGCCCCCAUGGAGGAGGCUCCGACCGUAGUGGCUGAGCCAGUGGAUGAGAAGCCUAAGGAGGCUCCUGUGGCCACCACUGAGGGUCCUGCAGAGGUGGGGCCGGAGGAGGAGAAGAUGCCCAUCCCAUCUGUGGUGAUUGAACCUGCCUCUAGCAACGAGGGUGACGAUGACCGUGACGGUGACAUCAUCUCCCCAACAACCAUCAGUGACAAUGGGGUGGCACCUGAUAACCAACCAGCCAAAGACAUCAGUUCCUCUGGUGAAUUUCCCAUUGACUUCAUGUAUAAGGUAGAGACUCUGCAUGAUUUUGAGGCAGCAAACUCGGAUGAGCUUGAACUAAAGAAAGGUGACAUUGUUCUAGUCAUCCCCACAGCUCUUGCAGAAGAUCAGGAUGCUGGUUGGCUGACGGGUAUGAAGGAAAGUGAAUGGUCACAGCUUGGAGCUGAUGCCCAUAAAGGACUCUUCCCAGAAAACUUCACACAGCGUUUGGAUUAAUCAGCCAAGCCCCAUGGAGGGGGAUGCAGGGGGAGGAGGCAAGAGACCCGGAACCUCCAAACGUCUGGAUAACUGUCUGCUGACAAGUCUGUGACCUUAUCCACAAGGCAUACAAAGGCUCCCUAUAAAGGAAACGACAAAUCAACAAAUUAAAUUGUGGACAAACACUAGUACCUACUCAAAGCAUAACGAAAAAUAACAUGAGCAUGAUGCGAAUAGUAAGGUCUACCCUCCUUUAUGAAUUGAGACACUUCUUUGUUUGUUUGUUUGUUGAUCUGUAAGCGAAGGCAACAUUUGAGUGUGCUUUGUUGGAAGUGCUUUGCCCUCCACAUAUGAUUCCGUUUGAUCAGAAGAAAAACGAAAACGAGUAAAAAGUUACCUUGUCCUCUCUGCACCAAGUGUAUUGUGUUGAUUUUGUUGCUUUGCGACAGAAUUUAUCAGAACCUGUAGUGCUAUGAUCUAUUUAACCGUUCUUAAGUGUUACACAAAACUUUCAGUGUUUCUUUCAGACAUUUCAGACAUAAAUGUUACCUUGCAUCAUUGUUAGUGUUUUCUUGUAGUGUCAUGGCUGAACGUGUGAGGCUAUGGUGAUGAUUUCUUUGGCGUACUCGGUGUUGACAUCGUUCAUUGACAAGACUCGCUGUGCUCUUGCCAAAAGAUAGUGGACUUGGAGAUUUUGAACAUCGAAAUGGGCAUUCAAUGAGUUUCCAGCAUGAAUAAUAAUGUUUUGUGAUGAAACGAGUUCCUUAAAACUGGCAGAUACAGCUUUUACAAAGCUGGAAAAAAUCUAUGUAGCUCCCCUCCACAGACUAAAUAAAUGUAUAUCCUUAUAGCCUACCUUAUACAGUAUCUGCAAUUACAUAUACACAAACUAAGUCAACCAGGUGAAGAUCUAUGAAGAUAUUUAUUUGUGAAUGAAAUGUUAUGUUCUGAUAAAUUUUAUUUUACUUUAUAUUUUUUAAGUCAAAAGAUCACUGGGAAGGUGUUGGUGUGAAAUCCGAUAUGCAAUCUAUGUAAUUGGUUUAUAUAGGGUCCCAAUAGUCCAACUGUUCAGUAUAGAAAUUAUUAUGUCACUCCUGUGUUCGUACAGUUAGCCCUUACUGUAGAACUUUUCUUUUGUGAUGUACAUAUCUGUGAUUACUAUAUUAUCAUAAGUGAAUAAAGAAUAGUUCAUAUGGUAAAUUUCA
This is a messenger RNA of Hypomesus transpacificus, 4773 nucleotides long. RefSeq names its product amphiphysin (gene amph). The record is from RefSeq and is a predicted model, not a curated record. Gene Ontology annotation, cellular component: plasma membrane; synaptic vesicle; cytoplasm. Gene Ontology annotation, molecular function: phospholipid binding; protein binding. The coding region runs from base 1124 to 3586 and encodes 820 amino acids. Gene Ontology annotation, biological process: synaptic vesicle endocytosis. NCBI's taxonomy places the organism in Eukaryota, Metazoa, Chordata, Actinopteri, Osmeriformes, Osmeridae. The transcript has 25 exons.